AUGUCUUUCUCACGAUUUGCAAAAGUUGCUCUUGGCUCGGUGUUAGUCGCUCUUGGUGUCAAUGCAGGAACUCCAUUGAGUUGCACAAACACCCAAAUAAGCUGCAAAAACACCACCGCAGUUGCGGAUUCAUGUUGUUUUAAUUCUCCAGGUGGACAGUUACUACUGACGCAGUUUUGGGACACGGAUCCGGUGACUGGUCCGGUUGACUCUUGGACUAUUCACGGCCUUUGGCCCGACAAAUGCGAUGGAACAUAUGACGCAAACUGUGACAGCAGUCGAGCCUACACCGACAUAGCUGGCAUCCUUACUGCGGCAGGCCAGACUUCGCUGCUGAGCUAUAUGCAGACCUACUGGAAAGACUAUAACGGCAACGACGAGUCCUUCUGGGAACAUGAGUGGAGUAAACACGGGACUUGCAUCAACACGCUCAAUCCAAGCUGUUAUACAGGGUAUACAGCUAAGGAAGAACUUCUCGACUUUUUCGAGGUUACGGUACAGCUCUUUAAAGGGUUAGAUACUUAUAAGACGCUUGCAGCAGCCGGGAUUACUCCUUCUACCUCGAAGACCUACACCUCCGCCGAAAUUCAGGCCGCCCUCAAGGCCGCAACAGGCCACACAGUGACACUAGGCUGCUCCAACGGCGCUCUCAACGAAGUCUGGUACCACUUCAACGUUAAAGGCAGUGUCUCCACUGGCGAGUUCAUUGCCACGGAGCCAGAUGGCACCAAAUCCACCUGUGCCACUUCAGGCGUGAAAUAUCUCCCCAAGAGCGGCGCCACAACCUCUCCAACAACCUCUGCAACAAAAACAUCAUCCGCCGCAGUGCCAACAGGCACAGGCGUCUUCUCUGGCAGCGGGUAUCUCAACGCCAUAACUGGCGGGGCUACAAAGGGAUGUAUCAUCAGUGCCGGGACAUGGUACACGACUGGUACUUGCGCGACCUUUACAGCAGCGGCUUCAGGAUCAGGAUUUACUCUAUCGUCAAGUAAGGGAGCAUGCGCUAUCGUGAGUGGAGCAUUGAGUUGCGCCUCGGGAAAUACUGCUACUGUCUUUACCGCGAGCGACGGUCUACUGGCUUCGAGUGGGAGCACGGCAUUCUAUGUGGCCAGUGUUCCGAGCGGAUCGACACAGGCAACGGUUUAUACGUCAAGCACGAGUGCACAUUCGACGGCAUUGACGAUAUCGUGGAAAUCGGUCUAG
Morchella sextelata is the source of this 1203-nucleotide messenger RNA. RefSeq lists its product as uncharacterized. Gene Ontology annotation, biological process: RNA catabolic process. The record is from RefSeq and is a predicted model, not a curated record. The coding region runs from base 1 to 1203 and encodes 400 amino acids. Gene Ontology annotation, cellular component: extracellular region. Gene Ontology annotation, molecular function: ribonuclease T2 activity; RNA binding. Lineage: Eukaryota; Fungi; Ascomycota; Pezizomycetes; Pezizales; Morchellaceae. The transcript is spliced from 6 exons.